Molecule: messenger RNA, 1188 nt
Organism: Ceratitis capitata (Mediterranean fruit fly)
Lineage: Eukaryota; Metazoa; Arthropoda; Insecta; Diptera; Tephritidae
Gene: Gr2a
Product: putative gustatory receptor 2a
Exons: 6
Coding region: 1-1188 (395 amino acids)
Biological process (GO): sensory perception of taste
Cellular component (GO): dendrite; neuronal cell body; membrane
Source: RefSeq, a predicted model, not a curated record
AUGGAUCUUAUAGAUUCUUUAAAGCCCUUACAUAUCUCCAUGCUAAUCGGUGGUCUCUCACAAUAUCUCGUGGAUCGUAAAACGGGCAAAGUCUAUCGUUCCCGUUUGCUCGAGUCUUAUGCCAUCUGCACAUUCAUCAUCUCACUAGCUGUACUACUCUAUGGCACCUUCAGUGAUAAUGAGUUCUUUCGUAAAUCCGACAAUGAUAUCGGACAUACAGUGGACUAUAUACAAAUGAUUGGCAUUCGCGUAUCACAUAUUGUAACUAUUUUAGAGGCGUUCCUACAGCGAAAAGGUCAAGGGACUUUCGUCAAGCAGAUUCAGGAGAUUGAUCGUAUUUUUGAGUGUUCACUCAAUGUGGAUGUAGAGAAUCGCUCGUUACGUCGAAAAAUGCUACGUCGCGGCGCCAUUAUGGUCUUCAUUUAUAUGAGCACCGAACUCUUAAUACUCAUCGCAUACUUUUUCACCAAAGAUCGCCAUUUCUCCAUUUAUUGGCUAUUUUAUUUAUUGCCAUUUUGUAUUUGUGGCGUACGCUAUUUUCAAAUAUUCGCCGCAAUUAUGAUUAUACGUCAGCGUUUGGAUAAAUUAGUGGAAACACUGAAUGAACUAAAUCUUUUGAAAGCGAAACCGGAAACAACGGAGUAUCUGAAGCGUAAAUAUAAUAUGGAUAAUCCUGAUAUGAAACGUCUACUGAUCAUACGCGAUCUCUACAAUCGCUUGUGGGAGGUAACGGUUACCGUCAAUAACGAUUUCGGUGUUUCAAUAUUGACCAACGUGGGUAAUGAUUUUAUCUCCAUCACAUCGAAUUGUUAUUGGAUUUUUUUGAAUUUCAAAAGUUAUUCUGGCACACUGCAAGAUUUCUUACAAAUCGCUAGUAGCGCCAUCUGGUCAGCACCGCAUCUUUACAAUGUGCUCAUGUUGGCGUUGCUCUGUGAGAGAACAAUACAGAAGACCACGGCAAUCGCUUUGGGUCUUCAUCGUAUGGAGACAAAUGUGUGGAAUGACAACCAUAACACAGUGAUCGAGCAGUUCUCCUUGCAGCUCUUACAUCAGAAGUUGACCUUCUCGGCUGCCGGUUUCUUUGAUAUUAACUGUACACUACUUUAUAGGAUCGUUGGUGCCACAACUACAUACCUAAUUAUACUAAUACAAUUUCAUAUGAGUGCGGAUAAGUUGACGACGAGUUGA